This is a messenger RNA of Striga asiatica, 1551 nucleotides long. NCBI's taxonomy places the organism in Eukaryota, Viridiplantae, Streptophyta, Magnoliopsida, Lamiales, Orobanchaceae. The record is from the annotation of a GenBank genome assembly.
AUGGAGCUUAAACUGUAUGUAGAUCGCAUGUCCCAACCUUCAAGGGCUCUACUAAUUUUUUGCAAGGUUAAUGGGAUCGAGUUUGAAGAGAUAAAGAUUGAGCUUGGCAAGAUGCAGCACAGAUCCCCUGAAUUUGCAGUUGGGUAUAUAUUCAAUGCGGCCGGUAUUGCACUGCUAUUUGGUUUGCCGUUGGACCAAAAGGCCGCUGAUGAAGGUGAGAAACUUCUGUCCAAGUCUCUAGCAAUAAUCGAGUCUCAUUGGCUCGAAGGAAACGGCCCUUUCUUGCUCGGAAAUUCUCAACCCUCGAUUGCAGAUCUUGCUUUAGCUUGUGAAAUCAUGCAACUUGAGCUUGUCGAUGAAGAAGACCGUAAUCGAAUACUAAGCCCAUACAAGAAAGUUCAGAAAUUAAAUGGGAUAGAUUUUGAAGAAGUGAAAAUCGACCUUUCCAAGCGCCGCCAAUUGACUCCUGAAUUUCGAGAUGUAAAUCCCAUGGCAAAAGUGCCUGCAAUUGUGGAUGGAAGGUUCAAGCUUUUCGAGAGCCACGCAAUUCUGAUAUACUUGGCUUGUGUGUUCCCUGGAGUUGCUGAUCAUUGGUAUCCUGCUGACGUUUUCAAAAGAGCAAAAGUUCACUCUGUGUUGGAUUGGCACCACUUGAACUUACGGCUCGGUGCUGCUUCUUAUGUACUCAAUUCGACUCUUGCACCUGCGCUCGGACUCUCAUUGAAUCCACAAAAAGCAGAUGAAAGUGAAAAACUCCUCUCAGCUUCUCUUCAGAAGAUUGAAUCAGUAUGGCUUAGAGGAAACGGAAGUUUCUUGCUAGGAAGUUCAAAACCAUCCAUAGCAGAUCUUAUUUUGGUGUGUGAGAUCAUGCAGCUUGAGGUCGUGGAUGAGAAGGAUCGAGAAAGAAUAUUGGGUCCCCACCCGAGAGUUCUGAAAUGGAUCGACGAUACAAAGAAUGCAAGCCAACCUCACUUUGAUGAAGUACAUUCGGUCCUUUUCAAACUCAAAGAGAAACUCAAGAAAACGAGGUCUGAGGGAGCAAUAGGUCACACAGAGUCGAAAAUGACAAUUGUACCACACUCUAAGAUGUGAAACACACUGGAGGAAUAUAGUUCAGAAAGCUAUGUAGGAGUAAAGCACAGGUCAACUUGAACGUAUAAACAUUGUGCUAAUUGUAUUGUUGUUGUGUGCGCGUUUGAAUAAACGGUCUUUCUAUGAAUAGUUCUCAAUAAUAUGACUCUUGAUCAGAACUUGUACAGUUUUUCCUUAUUCCUCAACAUUUCUCCUUUAUCUGAUUUGUUGUCAUCAUCAAUUGUUCAACAUUGUUUGCUCACCCAAAUCUCUACUAUUUAGCCCUUGUACAAAGCACUGAUUUCUCACUCGCAAAUGACUGAAAUCAAAAUGAAGCUCCAAAAGAUCAAAACAAGAGUACACACAGUCACAGAUAACAGAUCGCCUGUCAUCAUAAGAUGACAACCCCACAAAUCCAAACAAACACUAGUAACAGAAUCCGGGCAUUAAAAGCAGAGAAAAAUUUCACAAAUAGUCUUA